Molecule: messenger RNA, 1494 nt
Organism: Penicillium macrosclerotiorum
Lineage: Eukaryota; Fungi; Ascomycota; Eurotiomycetes; Eurotiales; Aspergillaceae
Product: cytochrome P450
Exons: 5
Coding region: 1-1494 (497 amino acids)
Molecular function (GO): monooxygenase activity; heme binding; oxidoreductase activity, acting on paired donors, with incorporation or reduction of molecular oxygen
Source: RefSeq, a predicted model, not a curated record
AUGCUACAACCUUACCUAGCGAGAUAUCUUCCGGCAUUAAUUUAUGACCGCAUUGAUGUCACGAUUCAUGGCUGGGAAUUUCGACGGAGAAGAUGGUAUCAUGACCGCCUAGGAGACAUCUUCGCCCUCGUGACACCAGACGAAUUUUCAGUCUGGUGCGCAGAUCCUGCCGUUAGCCAAACAAUCUUGCAGAAAAGGAAUGAAUUUCAACAGGCUCCCGUGGUGGGCAAAGUUCUAGGAUUUCUAGGACCAAAUGUUUUCAUGACCAAUGGAGAUGAGUGGAAGCGACACCGUAGAAUGUUCAACACAAACUUGGACGAACGGAUCAGCAAGAUGGUUUGGACUGAAUCAAUUGAGCAGGCUCAGGCGAUGGUUGACUAUAUGGUCGAGCAUCCUGGCAAUGAAACUUUAGAGGGCUUGCGCAGCAUAGCGAUCAACAUCAUUGGGAAAGCCGGAUACAACUGGCAGCAAUCAUGGUCGCCCAAAAAGAGCUACGGGACAAGCAAGGCAGGCAGUGUUAAAGAAUCAUACUUCGAAAUGCUCUCGCUUGUGUCAACCAAGAUCCUAGAAGCAGCAUUUCUUCCCCGAAAGUUGUUGCAGUUACCCUUCAUGUCGCCUGCAUGGCGGCUCAUGGGUUAUCAUUUGGAACGAGCGCCUCGAUAUAUCGAAGAAAUGCUUCGAGACGAAGCCCAAAUUGCCACAGACAGAGGAGAACCGGGCCAUAACUUCUUGUCGUUGAUGCUUCAGCAUGCGAAUGAAGAAAAGCACGCUGGUGAAGUUACAUCCUCACUCUCAGCGGAAGAGAUCAGCGGCAACCUUUUCGUGUUUACUGUCGCGGGGUUUGAAUCAACAGCUAACACCAUGGGGUUCACGGUGAUUCUUCUGGCUCUCUACCCGGAAUGGCAGGACUGGAUUCGAGAAGAGAUCAAUUUGAUAGCAAAGGACUCGACGAAUUUGGCUUAUGAAACCACCUUCGCUAAAUGCAAGCGCCUAUUGGCCCUUAUGUUCGAAACCCUGCGCAUCUUCACCCCGGUUGCACAUAGCACUCGUGCUAUAUUCCACCCCACGUCGGUUAUCAGCUCUCAGGGUACCACCCAUCACCUCACCCCUCCGCUCGACAUCUACGCUGAAACGGCAAUCCUGAAUAUAAGUCCCGCUUUUUGGGGAGACGAUGCCCUGGAGUUCCGACCGUCUCGGUGGAUCGAUCAGUCCGGGCAACUGAUCACUCCAGAAAAGGGCACGUUCAUGCCCUGGUCCGGUGGCCCCCGAGUAUGUCCGGGCCUCAAGAUGUCCGAAGUGGAGUUUGUCGCGACCAUGGUCACUCUUUUCCGAUCAGCUCGCUGCGAGCCUCAUGCUCUUCCGGGGGAUGGACCGGGAGACCCUACGCUCCGGUUACAGAGGGUCGUACAGAGACCGAUUACCAAGAUGACAUUGGCGGUCAGGAAUCCGGAAGACGUGCAGCUGAAAUGGACGCUGCUUGGUAAGAACAGAUAG